UCCAUAAUACCAAAGAACUUAGAAUUCACCUUCAUUCACCACAACAACAAAGAAGAAAAAAAAAUGAAUCCAUCAAAACUUUCAUCUUUGUUGUUCACCCUUUCCUUGAUCUUCAUUUCCCAAGCAUCAUGUGCAUUAUAUGAAGAUGUUUGCAAAGGCGCGAUGGAAGACAGCGCCCGAUGCCUCCAGGUUCUGAAAGCCGAGCCACGCAUUGCCUCAGCGAAAAACGAGAUGGAGCUAUGCAAACUCGUCCUGGAGUUCGCACUCAAAAAGGGAACUGAAGCUCAGAAAUACCUAAAGGAAAUGAUGAAAACAAACCCUGCAGCCGCAAUCAAAGAUUGCGCGACUACACAUUAUGAUGAGGUUGUUGAAUCAUUCAAAAGUUCGUUAGGUGAAUUGAAAGUUGAUCCUAUAACAGCUAACUAUGAUGCUAAAGUUGCUGGUGAUGGUGCCGUGACUUGUGACACUGCAUUGGCUAGAGAAAAGAUUAACAUUCCUGCCAUUUCUGCUCUUAAUAAAGAGAUUAAGUUGAUUAGUAAAAUUGCAUUUUUAGCAACGAAUAAGCUUCCUGAACCAUAAACUGUUGCUAUAUGUAUGCAUAUAUUUGUUAAAAGGCGAGGGGAUGGAAAUUAAUGAAAUAAUACCUAUGGUUUAAGUAA
Molecule: messenger RNA, 659 nt
Organism: Vicia villosa (hairy vetch)
Lineage: Eukaryota; Viridiplantae; Streptophyta; Magnoliopsida; Fabales; Fabaceae
Exons: 1
Coding region: 64-579 (171 amino acids)
Molecular function (GO): enzyme inhibitor activity
Source: RefSeq, a predicted model, not a curated record